ACGAGGAAGAACACACGCGCAGAGUUAGCGGACCUCGUCAGAGGAAGAAGUUCUGACGUUUCACGCACAAACGUGUAAAAAAACAACAUUAUUACAAGUUGUUUUGAUGCCGAGGUUUUGUUCCCGACGCCGGAGUGUUGUUUAGCUUUCAACCGAACCGCUGGAGGUUGGAUUUUACUCGCGGUCUUCGCCCUCUCUUCCCGUUAGCAUCUAAGCUAACCGGGGUAGCUACAGGACCGUCCCCUGUCACCGGCGGCUUGAUGUUGAACCGCCUCCCCGCCGUCCUCUCUCUGCUGCCCCGCCGCCUGCUCGUCCCCUCGCCGAAGAAGACUCUGAGCGGAGCCUGCUGCCGCCGCCGCCUCCUCCUCCUCCUCGGCGGGAUGGAACCGGCCGUGGUGAGGUGCCUCCCCGGCGAGCCGAAGCUCACCAUCUCCUUCAGCGUGGACGGCAGCCACAAGCACAUGCUGCGGGACCAGGACGAGCCGCUGGGGAAGGCGCUCGCCCGCAUCGCCAACAACGUGGCCAAGGGCCAAGGGAAGGCGAAGAAGGCGAAGAAGCACAAGGGGCAGCUGCCGUGCGAGGCGCCGCCGCCGCAGCAGCAGCAGCAGCCCGCCGCGGUCCAGCUGUUCUUCGACGGCGACGAGGUGCCCGACACGGUGGCGAACGCGGAGGCGUGGCGCGACGGAGCCGUGCUGCGGGUGGGACGCGUGCAGUACGCGGUGCUCCGGAACGCGCCCGCCUUCACCGCCGCGGAGCUGCCGGCGUCGCUGCUGGCCGGGUUCCCCGCCUGCCCCAAGCUGGAGGUGGAGUUCGGGAACCUCGACGACUGCGAGUUCACCUGGUUCAAGGAAAACGCCGCGGACACGAGCCCAGAGGAUGCUGGGGGCGUUGAGGGUCAGGAUCCAGGUUGGACUCAGGUGGGCUGCGGCAGAGUCCACGUCCCGUCCAAUCAGGAUAUCGGCUUCAGGCUCAAGCUGCGCUGCACACCCAGAGACGGGAGUCGCGGCGGCUUGGCAAAGGAGCUGGUUUCCGCGGGAGCCGUGGAGGCCGGACCGGGGAUGUGCACGUUCGACAACCGACACGCGUACACCGUCAAAGAGGCGGAGUGGCCGGCCGUGAGGGUGGUGUCGUACAACAUCCUCGCGGACAUCUACGCCCAGACGGAACUGUCCAAGACUGUGCUCUACCCGUACUGCGCCCCCUACGCCCUGCAGCUGGACUACAGACAGAACCUGAUCAAGAAGGAGCUGGCCGGGUACAACGCCGACAUCGUCUGUCUGCAGGAGGUCGACAAAGGGGUGUUUGUGGACAGCCUGACUCCCUCUAUGGAUGCCUUCGGUCUGGACGGAGUCUUCAGGGUCAAGGAGAAGCAGCACGAAGGACUGACCACUUUCUACAGAAGGUCAAAGUUCCGACUGCUGAGUCGUCACGACAUCGUGCUGAGCGAGGCGCUGACCUCUGACCCCAUCCAUUCAGAGCUGCUGGAGAGGGUUUCCGCAAACGGCGCCCUGAAGGACAAGAUACUGCAUAGAUCCACCGCGCUGCAGGUCAGUUUCCUGGAGGACCUGAAGGAACCAGGCAGGAAGGUCUGCGUGGCCAACACUCACCUGUACUGGCACCCGAAAGGAGGGAACGUUCGCUUGGUCCAGAUGGGUGUGGCCCUGAAGCAUCUGAGUCAUGUGAUCGGCGAGGUCGCACCCGGAGCUCCUUUACUCUUCUGUGGUGACUUCAACUCAACCCCUAGCUCAGGUGUGUUCCAGCUGGUCACGGAGACUGCGGUUCCCCAGCAGCACGCAGACUGGAGCAGCUCGGGCCCGGAGGAGUCCUGCAGCAUGGAGCUGCUCUCCGGCUUCCCGCCGCUGCGGAGCGCCUGCAACGAGCCGGCCUACACCAACUACGUGGGGGGAUUUCACGGCUGCCUGGACUACAUCUUCGUGCAGCCUGACAGCAUGCAGGUGGAGCAGAUGAUUCCUCUGCCCAGCCAUCAGGAGGUCACCACCUACGAGGCUCUACCCAGUGUGGCUCACCCCUCUGACCACAUCGCGCUUGUCUGUGACCUGCGCUGGAGCCCUUGACCUCUGACCAUUUGACGUCUAGGACGAAAGACGCGGGAGAACUGCAAAUACAUUCUGACUUUGUAUUUCUUUAUACUUGAAUGAAGUCCGAGGAUGGUAACGUGUCCCUGCAAGGCUCACUCGAGAUCAAAGUCCACAAAGACACAAAUAUUGUGAUUUAGUUCAUGUCAUAUUAUUUAUUCCUUAAUAUGCAAUAAUGAUUUUUUCAUCACUGAUAUUCAGUGUUGGGAUUGUUACUUUAAAAAAGUAAUGAAUUGCACAAUGCUUGUUGAUUUUCUCCCCACAGUCACACUGGAGCGAUAGAUAUCGUCAGCGUGAACUCACUUCUGCUGCUUCGGCCCCUUAAACAGCCGUUGUGACACAUUUUAAACCAGAUGUAAACUUAUUGGUAUAAAUACAAGUAUUUAUUAUUAUGAUCAUUAUUAUGGUCAGUUAAGAUGCUCAUCGGUUCUGUAAAGUGUGAAAUAAAUGUUUUGAGUCUAA
Scophthalmus maximus (turbot) is the source of this 2558-nucleotide messenger RNA. RefSeq names its product phosphodiesterase 12 (gene pde12). NCBI's taxonomy places the organism in Eukaryota, Metazoa, Chordata, Actinopteri, Pleuronectiformes, Scophthalmidae. Gene Ontology annotation, biological process: nuclear-transcribed mRNA catabolic process, deadenylation-dependent decay. The record is from RefSeq and is a predicted model, not a curated record. Gene Ontology annotation, cellular component: mitochondrion. Gene Ontology annotation, molecular function: 3'-5'-RNA exonuclease activity. The coding region runs from base 261 to 2075 and encodes 604 amino acids. The transcript is spliced from 8 exons.